AUGUUCUUCUACGCGGCUCUCGCCGUACUUGCGAUGCCGGCGGUGGCGGCGCAGCAAGUGGCCUUCAUGGCGCCUAUGCACUCGAAAAUGGUACAGGCAUCACCUUUCGGGGAAGACCACCCUGCAACAGCUGUCAAGAAUACGGGUACCCUACGGGUUACGGAGAACUCCGGUGUUUGUGAAACUACUCCGGGCGUCUACCAGGCCUCGGGCUACGCGGAUAUCGCCGAAGACAAGAGCAUAUGGUUCUGGUUCUUCGCUGCUCGUCAUGACCCGGACAAUAAACCCCUAGUUGCUUGGUUCAACGGAGGCCCGGGUGCAACGAGUAUGGUUGGACUUUUCAGUGAAUUGGGACCCUGCCGGACGCUCAAUGACUCUUCUGGCGUCGAGCUCAACCCCACUUCAUGGACUGAAUAUGCUAAUGUAAUCUUCAUUGACUCCCCCACUGGCGUCGGCUUCUCGCAGGGGACUCCGACCGUAAGCUCGGCUCGCGAGGCGGCGGCGGACAUCUGGGAGUUCUUCCAAACGUGGUUUUCUGAUGAUCACUUCAGCAAGUAUCUUGACAGAGAGUUCGGUAUAUGGACAGAGUCUUACGGCGGUCACUACGGGCCAGCAUUCUCUGAAUAUUUCCUGGAACAAAACGGUGUCUUGUCGCAAGGGCUUGCAUCUGGGCAUCCAGUCAACCUCAAGUAUCUGGGCAUCGGCAACGGUCUGACGGAUGCCUUGCUCCAGUAUCCUAAACUCAUCGAGUACUCGGAACGCAACCCUUACCACCCUCUUGUAUCCCCAGAAGACAUCGAGACCGGCAAGGUCGCAUUCGAAGGUCCUGGAGGCUGCCGCGAACGACUCGUCGCAUGCGCCGAACUCGACACCGACGCAGCAUGCAGCAACGCAACAGUCUUCUGCAACGACAAUCUCCUUUGGAAGCUACAUGGGGAGUGGGAUCCCAACUAUAUCAUCACCCCUCGCGAACGCGCGGACGAGUACCCCUCUAACUUCAUUCCCUGGCUGACGUCCAGCGACGUCGUGCAAGCGAUCGGUGCUGAGCUACCGUUCACGCCGGGGAACGCGGACAUAGCGAAGAACUUCCAGGACAAGGGCGACUGGAUGCGAAGCACGAAGCCACGACUGGAGCGCGUCAUCGACGCCGGCGUGCGAGUCGUCCUGUACGCGGGCGAUGUCGACUUCCUGUGCAACUAUAUGGGCGUCGAGAUUCUGAUGGACAACUUGCAUACACGCUUCUCCACCGAGUACGCCAAACAGGAGUGGGCGAACUACACCGUGAACUCCGUCAGCGCUGGCGUGUACAAGAACGCGGGCACUCUAUCGUACGCGCGCCUCUGGGGCGCAGGCCAUCUGGUACCUGCAUAUGGGCUGCCCGGCGUACCGAGAGGGGCGGCCGCGCUACAAAUGUUCACACAGAUCAUGUCGAAUCAAUCCCUCUCCGGGACGUGA
Peniophora sp. CBMAI 1063 is the source of this 1455-nucleotide messenger RNA. The record is from the annotation of a GenBank genome assembly. Lineage: Eukaryota; Fungi; Basidiomycota; Agaricomycetes; Russulales; Peniophoraceae.